AUGGGGCGAGGAACUAUUCCAUGUACUAAUCAGAUGACUGGUUUUGAGUCGGGUCUACAUGGCCAGAACACAGGUAAUGAAAACGUUGCACAACCUAAUAUCCAACCUGCGGUAUCAGCUUCGGAGAACACAGCCAAUGUUGGCGUCCAAUAUGUAGCAGAGCAGUACCGGGACGACGAAAUUCAGAAUCUUCGUAAUCCUGGUACAGGCGGUGCACCUCCAACCAGAUUUUAUCAUUCUGACACGAUAUCCUCACUUGGGGCUGCUUCACAAAGGCAUGCGGCCUCCAGUCAAUUGCCAUCUUCCAGCAAUUAUGGAUUCACUGGAGUUUCUGCAGAUGAACAUGGAAGGAACGACAGUCACUCUUUGGAUAAUACCCGGAGUCUAUGCGAGAUAAGAUAUUCUGAACGAAUUUCUGGGACUAUCCAACAUAGUAACUCAUCUUCAGGCUCUAGUUCUUCAGCUGCCCCCUCGAAUACAAGGCAUCCUGAUGCUGAUAGAGUUGCUGUGAUGGAUUCUGCAUCUUUUGCGCUGCCUCAAUAUUACAGAGAACUCGGUGAUCCAUCAAUCAUGGAAGGACUCUCGAGUAACUUGAGAUACAGAUCAGGCGCUACUGGAAUGAGUCAUCUUAUGGUGAAUGAACAUAAUCAUUUGAUUCCAGGAAAUUAUAUGGUUCUGCAUUUUCGACCAGCUAGUACUCUCCGACCGGACCGGCAGUUGAGCAGUAAUUCUGGCCACGAAGGUACUUCAGCCACGAACCAGAUUCCUGCAACACCUUAUAUUAAUGGCAGCAAUUCCAUUGAAGGUUCUAUGGGGACUUGGAGUUUGCAGGGUGUACAAAGAUAUCAUCACACAGCUAGCAGUAGAGGUACCCUUGGUUUCCUCAACAGGCAGCGCCCCGAUCAUCUGAGCCCACAAAUGCAAGAAUUGAGAGGCCAAAAUACUAACUCUCACCUGGAUAGUUUCCGUCAUAUUCAUCCUUCAAUCAACAAUGGGCGCCACGAUUAUCAUUAUUAUUAUCCUUUGAUCCCACAAAUGCGAGGAGUGAGAGACCAAAAUAUUUCCUCUCACCAGUAUAGUUCCCGUCAUCUUCAUCCUUCCACCAACAAUUGGCACCACGAUCAUCACCAUAUGAUCCCACAAAUGCAAGGAGUGAGAGGCCAAAAUACUUACUCUCACCAGCAAGUAGCUGCAGCUUCAAAUAGAGUUGCUACGAAUUCUUCAGGAAGCACUCUAAGGCCUGCUCGGAACAAUUUGGAGAUGGUUCUCAGGCAUCGCGGAUCUAUUCUGCCAACUAGGCCUCAGAUAUACUGUCCUCAUAGAAGGGAAAUCCCGCCUGAGACAACUCUUAGACAUAGCAGCCGACCACCCACGAUAGUUCUGCUAGCUGAUGAAACUGUUAUACUUGAUUUGCUAGUGCUGCCACAAUUAUAUCAAUUGAUGAACUUGACCGACUCUAGCGAUGAGACAUCUAUAAAAGCUUUGUCUUGA
This is a messenger RNA of Juglans microcarpa x Juglans regia, 1491 nucleotides long. RefSeq lists its product as uncharacterized. NCBI's taxonomy places the organism in Eukaryota, Viridiplantae, Streptophyta, Magnoliopsida, Fagales, Juglandaceae. The record is from RefSeq and is a predicted model, not a curated record. The transcript has 4 exons. The coding region runs from base 1 to 1491 and encodes 496 amino acids.